UUACUGCUGGGUUUUGCUUCCUCUUUGCCCACGGCUGCUCAAAGUUCCCUGCGCUCCUGAUCAGCCGGGGCCGCCGCCCAGGACCUACUCCAGGUCUUCCGCAUCCUUCCUCACGGGGGGCGCUGGACAGGACGGAAAGUCCCUUCUGACAGACCGGUAACUGCGACCGAGCCGCGCUGACCCGCCCCGGCUCCGCCCCUUCCCCGCGGCCCUCCGCGGCGGCCAUGGCCAUGGCGGGGCGGCUGUGGCGGCUCUGCAACCUCCUCAUGGCCGCUUUCUUCGGGCUGGCGGCCGCCGUGCAGGUGAGAGCGGGGCCGCCCGGGCGGGGGGCGGCAGGAGGCUCCGCACCGCUCCCCUCGAGCGCGGCCCCGGCCAGGUCUCAGUGCGCGCCUUCCGCUGUAGGUGAACGACCCCGACGCCGGGCUGUGGACUGUAAUGGUGUUUGGAGGAGCCUCUGUGACCUUCAUUCUGCUGGAUGUAUCGUUGGGACCAUUGCCUUGGCUUGCUCUUUGUUUGCUUACGCUCAAGGAAACAUUUUACAUGAAGAAGAAGGCCGAGAGUUGUUUGGUCUGGUGAUUAUCGCAGUAUGGAUGAGGCUUUGUCGCAGUUCAGCCAAGAACCCCCUGGCUGGAGUUCGCUUGACUGCUGCAGUGGUGGUCGCGCUCUUCCCCUUUGUGUCAUGGCUGUACAUUUAUGCGAACAAGGAGAUGCGAGCAUCUUGGCCAACACACUGUAAAACAGUAAUUUAAUGUGUGGUAGAUAGUAUAGAAUAAAUAUUCUGACCUUA
Messenger RNA from Strigops habroptila (Kakapo), 787 nucleotides. It is a transcript of the gene TMEM220, whose product is annotated as transmembrane protein 220. Lineage: Eukaryota; Metazoa; Chordata; Aves; Psittaciformes; Psittacidae. The coding region runs from base 225 to 749 and encodes 174 amino acids. The transcript has 4 exons. The record is from RefSeq and is a predicted model, not a curated record.